AUGGCCUGCCAGGCAUAUGGAGGAGCCAUCAAAAUUCCAGAUCAUUGUCAGCAUGGCAAGAAAUUGACCAACUGUCACGUGGCCCAUUGUAUCACUGCUCACAUCACGGAUCACAAUAAUGUCGGUAUAUUUCAGCUGAUGCCACACAAGGCAGAUGCCAAAGCUAUCAACCAGCAAAACCCGCAAAAAGAGCACGCAGUUGUGACUUAA
This is a messenger RNA of Exophiala aquamarina CBS 119918, 210 nucleotides long. RefSeq lists its product as uncharacterized. Lineage: Eukaryota; Fungi; Ascomycota; Eurotiomycetes; Chaetothyriales; Herpotrichiellaceae. The transcript has a single exon. The coding region runs from base 1 to 210 and encodes 69 amino acids. The record is from RefSeq and is a predicted model, not a curated record.